AUGGCUAUUUCCAAACCGUUUGUUAAUGCUAGAGAGCCAACAAAAGAUGAAAAGAUCAUGCUUUAUAUAAUGGCGUUGAUCGCCCCUCCAUGUCCUUUUUUCGUUUUGACUGGUCCAAACUAUACGUGCCGUACAUGGGAGUUCUUCGUGUCUGUGAUGUUGCAAUUGGCCUGUGUGGCUGCUAUAGUCGUUGGCAGGGGAUUCAAUAUCAUCUGGCUACUCGUCCAGGCUGUUUCUUAUGUUUACUCCUUUAGGUUUGUUCAUAGUGGGUUCCAGAAGGGACGCAGUCUCUCCACCGGAUACAUGGAGAGUGAACAAUCGGUGUAA
Messenger RNA from Candidozyma haemuli, 327 nucleotides. RefSeq lists its product as uncharacterized. The record is from RefSeq and is a predicted model, not a curated record. NCBI's taxonomy places the organism in Eukaryota, Fungi, Ascomycota, Pichiomycetes, Serinales, Metschnikowiaceae. The transcript has a single exon. Bases 1 to 327 code for a protein of 108 amino acids.